Messenger RNA from Torulaspora globosa, 450 nucleotides. RefSeq lists its product as uncharacterized. Lineage: Eukaryota; Fungi; Ascomycota; Saccharomycetes; Saccharomycetales; Saccharomycetaceae. The transcript has a single exon. The coding region runs from base 1 to 450 and encodes 149 amino acids. The record is from RefSeq and is a predicted model, not a curated record.
AUGUCGAGUACCCCCGAGGGCAGUUCAGAACUGAGAGCACAAUUACGAGAGAUUUUCAGGCGGGAGGGGCUCCAUGACAUGACAGCAGUCUUGCAAAUUCUAUCGCAACUGAUACCCGAAUCUCUACAAGAGGAAUGGCUGGAGCAGAUGGAGGAGACCGAUAAAAAAGGCUGUCCAGAGUCCUUCAUCGAUUCGCUACCGAGGAUACACAAAUCAAAGAUCACGCCCGAAAGCAGCUGCUCGAUCUGCUGUGGCAAUUACCUGGAUGAAGAUUACCCCCUGGUCAUUCGUCUGCCUCACUGCGGUCACGACUUCGAUCUCGAAUGCAUAUCAGUCUGGCUUGCAAAGAGCACCAGCUGUCCGCUCUGCAGAGAUGACGUUCUGUCUCACAAGCCAGAAAUCGACACAAGCGGUCUGGAAGUGGAAGAAGAUUGGGGGAUGUACGGUUAA